Molecule: messenger RNA, 1158 nt
Organism: Mus musculus (house mouse)
Lineage: Eukaryota; Metazoa; Chordata; Mammalia; Rodentia; Muridae
Product: predicted gene 14229
Exons: 1
Source: RefSeq, a predicted model, not a curated record
AUGAGGCUAAGUCCAGAGAAGCACUUUUCUGAAGAGGAACAGUCCCCUGGAGCGUUGCUGGAGAGCUUUCUCGAGGAAAGGGCCAGGGACUGUGAAGAGUCUGUAGAAAAUCGGCAGGAAAACUGCAAGAAGCAUCCAAGACGAGAGCCGGUCCCCCAGAAGAGACCUUCUGUGGAGAGAGGCUGCCAACGUGAUGAAUUUAGAAGGAAUUUUAGGCAGCGGUCACUACUUGUUCAACACCAAGGAGAGAAACUUGAUAACUGUGGUUCACUUAAGAAUUUUACAAGUUCAGAAAUGAUUAAACAAGAGAAAACACGUGCAGGGAGGGAACCUCGGCAAUGUAAUGAGUGCAGGAAGGCGUUCAGUUACUACUCCGCCUUCAUCCUGCAUCGGAGAACUCACACAGGAGAAAAGCCCUACGAGUGCAAUGAAUGUGGGAAGGCCUUUAGCCUGAGCAUACAUCUUACCCUACACCAGAGGAUUCACACUGGAGAGAAGCCCUACAAGUGUCUCAAGUGUGGGAAGGCCUUCAGCCACCGCUCAAUCCUUAUUCGACAUCACAUAAUCCACACUGGAGAGAAACCCUAUGAGUGUAAUGAAUGUGGCAAGGCCUUUAACCAGAGCUCCUACCUCACUCAACAUCAGUGAAUUCAUACAGGAGAGAAGCCUUAUGAGUGUCACGAAUGUGGGAAGGCCUUCAGCCAGAGCAUGUUCCUCACCCAGUAUCAGGUUAUUCACAUUGGAGAGAAACCCUACAAGUGUAACGAAUGUGGCAGAGCUUUUAGUGACUGCUCAGGCCUCCUUCAGCACCAGAGAACUCACACUGGGAAGAGGCCUUAUGAGUGCAAUGAAUGUGGGGAAGUCUUCGGCUACUGCUCAGCCCUGACAAAGCACCAGAGAACUCACACUGGGGAGAAGCCUUACAAAUGCAAGGACUGUGAAAGAGCUUUCAGCCAGAGCUCAUCUCUUACAAAACACCAGAAAACUCACACUGGAGAAAAACGCUAUAAAUGUAAAGAAUGUGGAAAAGCUUUUAGCCAGAGUUCAUCUCUUUCUCAGCAUCAGAAAACUCAUGCUGGAGGGAAAAACAAGGCAUAUGGACAGGCCUGUAGUGAGUGUUCAGUCUAUGGCCAACACAAGAGUAUACACACAGGAUAA